Messenger RNA from Pangasianodon hypophthalmus (striped catfish), 5243 nucleotides. It is a transcript of the gene dhh, whose product is annotated as desert hedgehog signaling molecule. The record is from RefSeq and is a predicted model, not a curated record. Gene Ontology annotation, molecular function: patched binding; calcium ion binding. The coding region runs from base 650 to 2077 and encodes 475 amino acids. Lineage: Eukaryota; Metazoa; Chordata; Actinopteri; Siluriformes; Pangasiidae. Gene Ontology annotation, biological process: smoothened signaling pathway; cell fate specification; protein autoprocessing. The transcript is spliced from 3 exons.
AGUCAGAGCGGAGCUGUUUAAAAGCGCUCGCGACACACCGGCAAAUCCUCGGCACUCCAGCACCGGCGGGAAGUCUCCACUGUGAUUUCCAGCGCGUUCACCGCCAGCCUGGUGAUUUAUAGAGGUAGAUAAGUAAGGACGGCUGGAAGAGACUUGUUUUUGUGCGGAGCUGUCCAAGGUGCGGAGAACCCUAACGAUGGGAUUUAGGAUGAGACACCUGCGGCUGUGCACAUCUCUCAUAGGAUGAAGAGGAAGCAGGUAACUCAGGGUGUCUGACCUGCUGUCAGCAUGAGGUGUAAAUGGAAGCGACUUAGGAGUCGUCCUUGAACGCCUCUAUAGCUCUUGCAUCCCCCUCACCCCAAAAGAAAAGAAAAAAAGGACACUUGUUUACUAAACUGUUUGAUCUUGUAAUCUUUUGUAGGCCAUUUUUAAAUGCUUUUACGUGCGGGUGCAAACAAUGAGUUUCCGUCAAGCAGCUCAGUCUGGUUAAUGAUUUACAACCUCAAAUCCCCGGGAGAGCGUGCAUUGCUAAUUUGGGCUCGCGGUACCGUCGUGGAAAAUACUGCCUCGCGCUGAAAUGCCAGCAGGUGCUUAGUGCUGUUGCGCUCGCGCCGCGGAGUCCCCGGGCCGUCCUGAGCGCGCGCACCAAAUGACGCCGGCUCCGCGCUUCGGCUUGCUGGCGGCGGCGUGCACCUGCGCGUGGCUGCUGGUGCACGGCUGCGGGCCCGGUCCGGGAUACGGCGGGCGCUCGAGGCCGCGCAGGCUCACACCGCUGGCCUACAAGCAGCACGUGCCCAACGUCUCCGAAAACAACCUGGGCGCGAGCGGCAGGGCCGAAGGAAAGAUAACGCGCCACUCGGAGCGCUUCAACGAGCUGGUGUGCAACUACAACCCUGACAUUGACUUCAAAGACGAGGAGCGCACUAAAGCGGACCGGUUCAUGACCAAGCGCUGUAAGGAUUGCCUAAAUAAACUGGCCAUUGCAGUUAUGAACCAGUGGCCAGGUAUUCGACUACGAGUGACCGAGGCCUGGGACGAGGACGAUAAUCAUCCUUCUGGCUCUUUGCAUUAUGAGGGCCGUGCCGUGGACAUAACCACCUCAGACAGGGACAUUAAAAAGUAUGGCCUCCUUGCUCAGUUGGCCGUCGAGGCCGGGUUUGACUGGGUAUACUAUGAGUCCAAGUAUCACGUGCACUGUUCUGUCAAAGCUGAUCACUCUGUUGCAGUGGAGAAAGGAGGCUGUUUCUCAGCUUCAGCACUCGUGACUGUGGCUGAAGGAGGGCAAAAGCCCAUGUCUCAUCUGCAGCCUGGAGACUCAGUGCUUGCUUUGUCUGAGUCCGGUGGCAUAAUCUUCAGCCGUGUCCUCCUGUUUCUACAUUUGGACGUUGAGCAAAGGUCCACUUUCCUGAUUCUCAGCACAGAAAAUGGGCGCAGACUCACAAUUACACCCAAUCACCUCAUCUUCAUGGCUCCCAACCUCAAGUUAUACUACCACGAGUACUAUGCUAGCUUUGCUAGUCAAGUCACAAGGGGAACCUACGUACUAAUUUGUGGAAGGGAUGGUCGUGUGCAUCCCUCCAAAAUAGUUUCUGUCUCACAGGAAGAAAGAAUUGGGGUUUAUGCUCCACUGACGGAACAUGGCAACCUGUUUGUGGAUGGUGUGCUGGCAUCCAGUUAUGCAUCUAUAGAGGAUCAGAGGCUGGCACACUGGGCAUUUGGGCCUCUUCGCUUCCUGGUUGGACUGUCACAAGUAUUCAUGGCAGUGAAUCCACUAACAGUGAUGAUGCAAGGUGCUGCUGAGGUUUACACAAUCUGUCCGUCUCACCAUAUUCUUUCCAGAGCACAUACGAAUGUGAUACAUAACAGUUCAGGUGUAGUUCACAAUGCAAUGAACAAAAUGAACAGCACAUGUUUAAAAGAACAUCAUUCUAAGCUAUAUUUUGAUUGUCUGGGUGGCACACAAGUAGGGGUUCACUGGUAUGCAAGGCUGCUAUGUACGAUUGCUCAGAUUUUCUGGAAACCUCAUUUUGUGACUGAAGAUCCAGGACAAGAGAUACCAGUGACACCUUUCUGUUAGGGUCAUAAAAUUCUAACCAAAUAAAGGCUACUUACCCAAAAAACAAAUACAAAUCAGAAUGAACUGAUAUGUAAUAUAGCAUUAUUAAUUCCCUUCAAUUUGAUAUUUUAUUGUGGUCAUUCAUUGAAGUACACUGUACAGCAUAACGGUUGUUUUUUGACUGUGGCACAUGUUCAUGUCAGAUUCAGAGCAAACAUUUUUAUACAGAAGAGGGAAUAUUUCUUAGAAAAAAAAGCUAUUUUUAUACUUUUGGAUUUAUAAUAUAUAAACAUUUUCACGUUAUAGUAAUUAAUCUCAUGACUUCAUGUCUUUUUUUACACCUGCCCUUUAGACUGAGAAAUCAUGUGUUUGAUGUUGAACUGUAGGCUAUGCUAAUGUUCCAUGGGUUGCAAUGGCUGAUGCAAUUUUUCAAAAAUAUAACAGGGCUUUGUUAUAUUUGUUAGCCGCCCUUUGUUGGUGUCCUGCUGCAAACGUCUCACUUUGGAGUCCUGGAGUAACUGGCAGGCCAGUUAUUAUAAUAAAUAAUAAUAAUAAUAAUAAUAAUUCAUAGUUAACCCUGGAGCAGCACAGCUGAUUUCUGAUUUGGUCUUUAAAUAAAUCAGUAUGCUAAUUAACAGACUCUAUGCAAAUUCUUCUAUUUUAGUACAAUAUAAGAUUAAAACACAAAAGCCUUAAACAAGAAUUGUUAUAGAAUAGCUUGCCGAAAGAUAAAAUGCAAAUGAGAUGGGCAUUUUUCAUGGUUGAUAUUUGAGUCUAGAAUUUGGUUAAUUUGUGGAUAUUUUGAAGCAUCUGUCUAAUUUUUCUCCUUUUUGUCUACUUCCAUUUCUCUAUGAUCAUCUUCUGCAUUGUUAAUUUUGUAUUUUAGAAGAAUUAACAAGGUCCAGAUUGCCACAUGUGUCAGAACAUUUUUUUUUUUAACUUUAGAUCUUGAAAGUGUUUUUAUUUUGGACACCACUUCACCCUGAUGAUAAUAUUUUACACCCCCUUGUGGACAAUAUGCGCUAUACAAGGCGUCUUGAGCUGAUCAUUAACUGGUCUCUGCUUAGAGACUGCUUAUAAAAAAGAUUUAACAUGGCUAUUAUACAUUUUACAUGUGCUAAAUAUGUAACUGAGGUUGAAGCCUAAAGGAGUGGUUUAUUAAUGUUCAGACAACUGGUUAUGUACAUGUGCAGGGUGUUAGAAAGUUCACCAAAUGGCAAACAGGGGUUUUAAAAAUCGCAAUCAGGCUGUUAAUUAUAGUCCUGAAUUUUUUUUUUUAGCAAUAUACCACAUAAAAUUUGAAGAAGCGCUUUCAUAAAGCUGCAUUACAAGCAAUACGAGCUACAGUGAUGUAUGUUAUUCACAGAUGACCUUUAAAUGAUAAAAUGUAAAGGUCUCUGUCAGUGAAGACAAAUAGCAUUGGUUUCAGCGUCUUAAUCAGGUUAGACAACAUUCAAGCUCCUCUUAAAAGUGUCUACUUGGAACAUACCUGUCACCAAGAUGGGUAUGUACAUAACAUGUAAAUAAAAAUAUAAGAGAAUAAGGAAAAGCUUUUUUAAUGUGAAAAAUAUAUCAACUAACAGAGUCCAGAGAUGCCCUGAGCUCAUAAAGUCACUGUAGCAGAAUUUACAAUAUAUUUUAACCUGUGGUCUUUUUCUAGUAUUUUUGGACAGCUGUUGAGAUAUGUAUUAAAGAGGAUUAUCCCAUUGAUGGAGGCUGCAGAUGGGCACAAAUCCACCUAAGCAGCUUCUGGGAUUCAUCUGCAUGUGGCCAAUAGGAGACACCGCAUCAGGAAACCUCACCCUCAAUUAUAGUUGCUAACCAAUCAGGUCUUGGGGGUACUAGACCUCAGGGUUAAUUCUAAGCCUGAAGAGAGGCAUGUAUGAGUUUACUAGUCCUAGUUGUGUACAGUCACCAGCUACAGUUCUGUGUGUAACAAGUAUAUACAAAUGUUGUUCUUCUUCUUUUGGAUGCUCCCGUUAGGGGCCGCCACAGCAGAUCACUGGUCUGCAUAUUUGAUUUGGCACAGUUUUCUUUCUGUUUUUUUUUUUUUUUUAAUAUGCCGAAUACCCUUCCUGAUGCAACUCUCCCCAUUUUUUUAAAGUCCAGGCUUGGGAUCGGCACUGGGAGUGCACCAUUUUUGUGGUUCCCUGGCCAGGAAUCGAACCCAGCUUGUGGUGGUUAGAGUGCCAAGGCCUAACCACUAGUCCUCCAGGGACCUAACAAGUAUAUACAAAUAAUUAAUCUAUAAUAUUUCAAAGUGAUAAAUAGUUGUUGACUAUGGCUUAUAGUCUAUAUGCGCAUAUCAUAAAGCCUACAGUAUAGAAAUACAUCACCAUAUUUAUUUAGAUUAGUUUGCCAGGGAAAUCCUUGUGUUGUAUUUAGUGGCUUUAACAUUUAAGGGAUAUAUGGCAUCAUUCAGGGAUCAAAAGAUAUACACUAAUUACAUUCAGACAUUAGGACACUAAGCAUCAGAGCUCACUAAAAGCUUUCCUUAAAAUACUUUGAAGUUUUACACACUUUCAAAUCACUACCAAAACUUUAAUCCUUUUGCUCUGUUUGAGUCAAAAUGAUCUGUUUUAACUCUUUACUUAAAGUAUAACCAUACUAAAAAUUUUUGGGGGUUUCCAACAUUAAAAUUUGUCUUUGGCUCACUUUCUCGAUUGAAAACGGACACAUGUACUUUUGGCACAUCUGCUAUACCCCUGAUUCAUAUGAAUAUUACAAAGGUCAUUUGGGCAGCAUGGUGGGUAGCAUUACUGCCUCAAAACUCAAAGGUCCCUGGUUUGAGCUUCCUGAGCUUGGUUACUGUCUGUGCACAGUACUGUGCCGUUUCACAUAUUCUCCCUGUGUCCAUGUGGGUUUCCUCUAGCUUUUUCAUCUCCCUGUGUCCAUGUGGACCUGGAACCUAUGGAACACCAGUCCACUGAUACCUAUGGACAAUUUUUUUUAAGCCAAUCCAAUUAUAGACAUGUUUCUGGGAGUACUGUACUGUUUCACAUGUUCUCCCUGUGUCCAUGUGGAUUUCCUCUAGCUUCAUUAGUUUCCUCCCAAAAAAAGUAAAUAAGUGGAUUGGCUUAAAAUUUUGUCUGUAGGUAUCAAUGAGUGUGUGCAGGAAGCUCUGCGAUGGACAUGCAGUAUUGCUGGGAUAGGCUCGAGGUCCACCUAGACCAUGACCAGGAUAUAG